This is a messenger RNA of Coregonus sp. 'balchen', 2876 nucleotides long. The record is from the annotation of a GenBank genome assembly. NCBI's taxonomy places the organism in Eukaryota, Metazoa, Chordata, Actinopteri, Salmoniformes, Salmonidae.
AUGCUGUUUUUGGAGAAGACCGCAACCCAACAGCGGCAAGAGUGGGUUUUUCUCUCGUUUAUGUUUUUGGAACAAAACAUUUCUUGGGGUAAGGAUAGGAAGAGCUACUUUUGGGCUGAGUGGAGAAGUGGAGGGAAAGAGCUGCACUCAAUUUACAACCGGUCGCUCGUUCUAUCUCUCUUCUCACUCUCUCUCUUCUAUCUCUAGAAAAUUAUCUCGCUACUAGCCAACAGAAGCUAUCUUCUACCCUCUCUCCCCCCCCCCCCCCCCUCUCUCUCUCUCUCUCUCUCUCUCUCUCUCUCUCUCCCCCUCUCUAUCCCUGCCAAACCACUGUCUCUAGCUGUCUGUACUGUAGAUGCCUGUCUCCUCUCCAGAAAUAACGUCCAUACUAGUGAUCAGCCUGACCCCAUCUACCCCUCAACCUGACCCAUCUAUCCCUCUAAUCUGGCCCCAUCUACCCCUUCGCCCUCAGUCAGAGCCUUGCAGCCUAACCCAAAAUGACCGCAUCUACCCCCUCCUCGACUCUCCUCCCCUCCCAAGGUCACAGGGUCGAGCGGGGUUACGACCUCAUACCCCAGGCUACUGUUGUAUCAGCCCUUAGACCAAACACAAUUACCCAGCAGUAACCAGGCGGGCCCAGAGGCAGUACAGCCUGUUCUGUACCCAGCAGUCAGCCAGUCAGUCAGUGUGGGAACUGGAGCAGUCCAGCAGCAACAGGCCUAUUAUCAUUGUGAGGGCCAAAAUCAUCUGGCUCAGCCUGAACCUACCAGCAUCAUAGCUUGCUAUUCCAGUUGGAGUUUGUUUUUGCGGGCUGGGUGAGGAGGCAGAGAGUCCUCCUCGGUGCCCUGCCAUGGUUUAAACAUGAGUAGUGUGAAAGGCAAUCGCUCUCCAGAGUGCUGCUAUUGUUCACGGGGCCAGAGUGAUACAUCUCCCAGCUCUCACAGAGCUCUCACCCUCCACACAGUACGUGUGUGAGAGGUCUCAAACCGCAUGGCUGCAUAGAAUCACGGCCAAUGAAAGCUUUCAACACCCUGCUCUCACACCAAACGAGAGCUCUGUAACAAUUAAACUGCCACAGAAUAAUGUGUGAUAUCCUAUAGAGAAACCAGCUAUGUUUAUUGUAUGAGGCCAUUCCAAGUCUCCUUUUCUACUGAAUUUGUCCUUGAAUAGGUGUUUUCUCAUAUUCUAUAAUAACUCCUAUAUUCCAUGUGUUGUAAUGCCCCUGUGUCCCCUCUCUUUCCCUGUCUCUGUGCAGUGUUGUUGUACCAUAUUUUUUAAUGUCUUCCUGCCUGUCGCUCUCUCUCUCUCUCUCUCUCUCACUCUCUCUGCAGUGUUGAGUCUGUGAGUGACGGUCUGUUCCACACGGUGGAGCUCCUGAUUCAGAACCACUCUCUGAGCCUGGUGGUGGACAAGGGAGCCCCCAAGAGCCUGGGCAAGCUGCCCCGCCAGCCCUCAGUCGACUACAACACACAGCUCUACAUAGGAGGUAAGUAGAGACCCAUAUAGCACAUAUACCUGUACACGCCAUUACAUUAUUUAUAAAAACACCACCGCGCAUACCUACUGAUUUUGAGGAUGCUUAAAGAUGUUGUUUCAUAAGCCUAUUUUUUUGUAAUUUAAAUUUCACAAAAUGUCAGAACAUCAAACCAGAAUGUCAGAAUGAUCUAACCCCUUCAUUCUUCCAUCCCUCCUCCACCUCCUCCUCCCCUCCAGGUGUGCCCUCAGCGGUAAUGGCGUCCGGCCUGCGUUCAGGUCCCGACCGCAGCCCCCAGGCCUUCAACGGCUGCAUCCACAACGUCAGGAUCAACGGAGAGCUCCAGGAUCUGGGGGCAGCGCCGCGUGGGAUGGAAGGCAUCCUGCCAGGCUGCCACUCUUGCAGCGUGUGUGCCCAGGGCGCCUGCAGACAGAGGGGGGAGACGGGUGUGUCCUGUGAGUGCCCACCCAGCCGCAGCGGACCCCUCUGUGACCAGAAGACCGCCCCUAGCCCCUGUCAGAGCAGCAGGUAUGGCCUACACAGGACACCUCCAUAUAAGCCUUUAGUCAUAACUCAUUCAUAAUGAAUUAAUCAUUGCUUGAGGCAUUAUCCUCAUCAGUACAUUCACACAGAUACAAAUGGACUCAUACUUUUACACUUUCUCAUGUUUAAUAAUAUUAUAAAAUAUGAAUAAUAUGUACUCAACAUGUGGAUACAUUUUACACACAUUAACAUUCCUCAUAUUAUCGAAAUCUCUUUGUUCCAGGUGUGUCCAUGGGCUUUGUGUGCCUAAGGCGUCGUCCUACAUUUGUCAUUGUGCUGAGGGCUACACAGGGCAGUACUGUGACAGGAGAGAGGAGCCCCAAGCUUGUAGGGGACACCAGUGUGGACACGGGGAGUGUAGGGUCACAGAUAGCGGGGAGCCCUCCUGCCAUUGCCAGCCGGGCUACACUGGCCCUACCUGUGACGCAGGUGAGAGGAACACACACACACAGAAACUGUCAUGCUGAUGUAUGGACAUUUUAUUGUAUACAGAAACUUGAUUCUCAGAGGUCCAUAGGAAUUAUAUGCAAUUCUUCAGUUAGGCUAUCUAAAAUAAAACCAUGAAUAAAAUCAGAUGUUAUAGUGACACUGAACCGUUCUGAUUGCCCCCCUCACAGAACCGGCGUGCCAGGGAGAGGUGGUGCGUGAGCUGCUGAAGCGCCACCAGCCCAUGAAGACAUGCACCUCCACCAGUAAGAUCCCACGGGUGGAGUGUCCCCGCGCCUGUGACGGAGGCUUCUGCUGCGCCCCAUCCAAGAGCCGGAGGCGGAAAGUGGUCUUCAAGUGUACCGACGGGACCUCGUACUCUGAGGACAUGGAGACCACCCUGGAGUGUGGCUGUGCCAAGUGCCCGUUAUAA